Molecule: messenger RNA, 492 nt
Organism: Aspergillus pseudoviridinutans
Lineage: Eukaryota; Fungi; Ascomycota; Eurotiomycetes; Eurotiales; Aspergillaceae
Exons: 1
Coding region: 1-492 (163 amino acids)
Biological process (GO): nucleoside metabolic process
Molecular function (GO): catalytic activity
Source: RefSeq, a predicted model, not a curated record
AUGCUCAAGCGCGCAAAUCACGCGGACGAUAGAGAAGUAGAGAGACAAAGAGGUGGUUGUCCAGCCCAGAAUGGCGCAGAGUCACGGAAGAAAAAGUUCACCCGUGAGGAUUACACAGUUGGAUGGGUUUGCCCUCUGGAGGUAGAGCUCAUUGCUGCGCUGGAAAUGCUGGAUGAGGAACACGAGCCGCUACCACAACCUCCCACAGACCACAAUCACUACCAUCUUGGUAGUGUCGCCGGUCACACAGUCGUCAUUGCUGGGUUAUGGCAAGCCGGAAACAGCCCGGCCACAGCAGUGGUGAUCCAGAUGCGAAUCACGGGAUAUAUUGAUGGUGACCCCGCCUUCUUAAGCUUGCAGCCUUUGUGGUCACAGCGUCCUUCAAUGCUUGGGAUUCAGCGAAGAAUGAGUAACGAUAAAGGCCUGUCCAGCCAAUUCGGACCACGAGAUCCCGCGUUCACCAGUGUUGUCAGCGCUUCCGACACUGCAUAA